AUGAGUUCAUCUCUCCUGCUCUCUAGUCCGCGUUCUGAAGAAGAGAAACCCAUUGCUGUCUUGUGGGGCUGCGAGCUGAACACCAGCACCAGGAGGUGCGUGGUGAUGGAAGAAGAUGACUUCUUGGAACACCUGGUCUUAUUGAAAACAAUCUGUCUCAGUGCAGAGGCCAAGGAUGAACCGCAUGUGGUGGCAGUAGCUUCAAAAAACACCUACGGUGACAACAGGCCAGUGCCCAUCGCUUCACUGAGGCUCUCUGUCCUACCCAUGAUCAGUCUUGAUGGCUUUGAAUUUAUCCCUCCUGUUGCCUUUGAAUUAAAGUCUGGGACUGGGCCGGUUUAUCUUAAUGGACAACAUCUAAUCUUGGAAGAUGAUGCGGAAUACGAAGCCAGAGGAGGAUGGCUAGCAGAGGAGUCAUUAUCUUCAGCUGUUGAAGAAAACACAGGGCACUCAGCAGCACUCCUGCUUUAA
Messenger RNA from Gopherus evgoodei (Goodes thornscrub tortoise), 471 nucleotides. Its product is annotated as nucleoplasmin-like. NCBI's taxonomy places the organism in Eukaryota, Metazoa, Chordata, Testudines, Testudinidae. Bases 1 to 471 code for a protein of 156 amino acids. The record is from RefSeq and is a predicted model, not a curated record. Gene Ontology annotation, biological process: chromatin remodeling. Gene Ontology annotation, cellular component: cytoplasm; nucleoplasm; nucleolus. The transcript is spliced from 6 exons. Gene Ontology annotation, molecular function: RNA binding; histone binding; chromatin binding.